This is a messenger RNA of Salarias fasciatus (jewelled blenny), 1397 nucleotides long. RefSeq lists its product as uncharacterized. Bases 524 to 1222 code for a protein of 232 amino acids. The transcript is spliced from 2 exons. Gene Ontology annotation, cellular component: transcription regulator complex; nucleus. The record is from RefSeq and is a predicted model, not a curated record. NCBI's taxonomy places the organism in Eukaryota, Metazoa, Chordata, Actinopteri, Blenniiformes, Blenniidae. Gene Ontology annotation, biological process: regulation of transcription by RNA polymerase II.
UGUCGGUGGUAGGGACUGCGUUGACGCGACGCACUGCCCUAUGCGUAGUUUUUUUAGACGCAGAUACCAAUAAAACUAUUCCGCGUUUGUUAAAAGGAACAUAAAGACGUGAGUACACUAACCAUGGACCCUGUCUGUUAUGGUGUAUUAGAAGGACUGAUUUAGAAAAGCAAAUUCUCCGCGGAGUGACCAUUCAGUGGUCUGCCAUUAGCCUAGCCUAGCUUAGCUUAGCUCAGUCGGUGAGUUUACUUGUCAGUGCUGACGGGCCAGCGCGGAAAGCUCUAUAUGUCUGUGAUAACCAGGAGAGAUCAUGCAGACGACGCUUGUGUUAUAACUGAAUCGCUCUGAGCGACGCAUCGUGAGUCAACAUUAAGACGAAUUCAUAGUCGCAUCGUCUACGUCGCCGCGACGCACACCCUCCCUCAACGGUUGUACUCUUGCCUCAUUUCCGGUUCUCUGCUUUUCCGGUUUGUCCCGCUUCUCGCCAUCGCUCAGCAGUUGGAGCUGUUUACUGUUUAUAGAAAUGGAGCAAAUUGAGGAGCGUCUCAUCACAGAGGUCAGGAAGUACGAGCACCUCUACAACUCCUCCUGCAGGGAUUAUAAAGACAGCAAAAUGACCUACAACUCGUGGAGGGAGAUCGCCCACGGCAUCGGUUUGGAUGCAGCCGAGUGCAUGAAGAGGUGGAAGAACCUGCGGGACAAAUACGUUCGGCGCCGCAAGAAGAUGGCAUGCAGGAGCGAGGAUGCGGACGACAGAAGGGCCCCGGCUUUCUAUGAAUACCUAUCCUGGCUGGAACCGCAUGUGAAACAUCGGGAGGAGUCGAAGUUGAAAUCUAAGAUGACCCCACACAGGACCUUGGACUCGGAUCUAAGGUCUCCGUCCGCUUCAGAGCCCCCUUCUCCUCCGACACCGACUCCAUCAACACAGCCCAUGUCCCCCUUGUCAACCGCUCCCUCCGUGCCAGCACAAUCCCACACGUCGAGAGUCAGAGCGCGCAAACGGAAACGCGUUGACGAGGACGACGUGCUGAGCAGACAGAUGACGCAGCUUGAAGAACGUCGGCUGGAACUUCAACAGAAGCUUGGACCGGAGAGCGAUGAGUGUUCAAGAUUCGGACAGACGGUCGGGGACAUGCUGCGGAGAGUGCCAGAAAGCAAGAGGGCUGAUGUCAUGUAUAUGGUGUUCACCACGCUGUAUGAACACAGACUGAAGCCAACGUGAACUUGCAGACACUUUCUUUUACAUUUGAUGAAGUUUAAUAUGUUUAGCUAAUAUUUGUACAUUAAUUUAUAGUUUCAUAUAUGGUAUUGUUACAUUUUCUCUCAUUAAAGGUAACUCAUUUUAUAAUUUUGCACUUGAUUGCUACCUCAUUGCACAAGAAAUAAAACUGUUGGUU